AUGUGCAUCUUGAUGAACCCUCUUCUGGCGCUAAGCAUGUUUGUGAUUACAAAUUCCUUGGCCAUAAUCGCCUUAUGUCGCUACAGAGUCACGUUCAGCAGAAGAAGACCAAAAGCUUUGGUAAUCGCAGGCAUUAUCAACGGAAUACGGAUCAUGGACUUGGCAAUUACGCUGCCACAUUUUAUCACCCGCAAACUCGUUAAAAUAUCUGAAAAUCAGUUCAGUUGCUCGUCACAUUUUCCUGGGGACUCUUCCGCAAAUUAUAACAAGUACUCAUUUGUUCGCUUCGUGUUCACGUUUGCUGUUCCCUAUUUCGUUAUACCGUCAGCUUACAUUGCACUGACCAUCAAGUUGAAGUUACACGUUCAAAGAAUUGACAAAGAAGUCGACGAUGAAAGUAAUGUAGGUUUUUCAGUUUUUAUAGCGUUAAAUGGCACAGUAAAGUCUUACGGAGUAUAUAGACUUGAUAAACGGAUUGAUAACAACACGGCUGAGCCAGAAGAAAGGAAAAAAAACUUACAAAACCGACGGAGAAAUGGUAAGAUGGUCAUCGAUACAGCUGAAAAUCAUUUAAUGAAAAUGGUUUUGUACUAA
Molecule: messenger RNA, 594 nt
Organism: Pocillopora meandrina
Lineage: Eukaryota; Metazoa; Cnidaria; Anthozoa; Scleractinia; Pocilloporidae
Source: the annotation of a GenBank genome assembly